Messenger RNA from Theobroma cacao (cacao), 1685 nucleotides. It is a transcript of the gene TAF15, whose product is annotated as TBP-associated factor 15. Lineage: Eukaryota; Viridiplantae; Streptophyta; Magnoliopsida; Malvales; Malvaceae. The record is from RefSeq and is a predicted model, not a curated record. Gene Ontology annotation, molecular function: RNA binding.
AAUCAAACACAGCGGACGCCAGGAGUCGUAAUAACACGAAAGCCCUCGUCUCUAUCCUUUCGUAAGUCGUAACGAAGAAGAGAAAAGAAACUGCAGGUGUCGCCGGCGACAAAGUCACCACCGUCACAAAAUUUGGACAUUCCAUUAUCCGCCUCGGCCACCAACUUUCUAGGAGGCUUUUGAUGAAUUUGGGGAAACAAUGGCAAGCCAUUCAGGAAGAGGAGUCCCAUCAAAUGGUUCUGUUUAUGUUUGUAAUCUACCUCAGGGAACGGAUGAAACUAUGUUAGCUGAAUAUUUCGGGACCAUUGGCUUGCUAAAGAAAGAUAAGCGAACUGGUCGACCUAAGAUAUGGUUAUACAGAGACAAGGCAACAAAUGAGCCGAAAGGAGAUGCUACCGUUACUUAUGAGGAUCCCCAUGCUGCAUUGGCUGCUGUUGAAUGGUUUAACAACAAGGAUUUCCAUGGAAGCACGAUUGGCGUUUUUAUUGCAGAGAGUAAGAAUAGUAAUGCUGGUGGCGAUCCUCCAACUGUGGCUGGUGAUGGUGGUGGAUUGGAGGAAGAUGCGGCUAGGGACAUGAAUGGGGGUGGUGGAAGGGGUAGAGGUCGGGAUGAUGCUUCAGGACAAACAUGGCAACAGGAGGGAGACUGGCACUGUCCCAAUACAAGUUGUUCCAAUGUAAAUUUCGCCUUCCGUGGUGUGUGCAACCGCUGUGGAACUGCUCGACCUGCAGGUGCAUCUGGUGGUGGUGGAGGGGCUGGUGGUCAUGGGAAGGGACGUGGUGCCCAUGACUCUGGCAGUCAUGGCCGAGGAGCAGUAGGUGCUACUGGUGGACUUUUCGGCCCAAAUGAUUGGCCUUGUCCUAUGUGUGGCAACAUUAACUGGGCUAAGCGUACAAAAUGCAAUAUAUGCAACACCAAUAAACCUGGUCACAAUGAGGGUGGUGUGAGAGGAGGACGUGGUGGUGGUUACAAGGAACUUGAUGAAGAAGAGAUAGAGGAAACAAGACGACGUCGACGUGAGGCAGAAGAAGAUGAUGGUGAGAUGUAUGAUGAGUUUGGCAAUCUCAAGAAAAAAUUCCGAGCCAAAACACAACAAGCUGAAGCUGGACGAGGGCUACCAGGUUCGGGCCGUGCUGGCUGGGAGGUUGAGGAACUAGGUGUGAUUGACAGGGAUGGAAGAGAAAGAAGCAGAGAUAGGGGAAGGGAACGGGACGAUAGAGAAAGUAGCAAGAAUAGAGAUCGUGAAGAUAGGGAAAGACGCCGUAGUCGAAGCAGAGAGAGGGAUAGGGGAAAGGAUCGCAACCGUGAUUAUGUUUAUGACCGAGAUAGAGAAUAUGGACGGGAUAGGGAACGAGAUCGAGAUCGAGAUCGAGAUCGAGACCGAAGCAGGUAUUACUGAGAAAGGACAAGUCAUUGUCUAGGUAUUGUGCUUGCUAUGUCUCCAUGGUCAGGAAGAUGACACUUGAUUGAAGCUUCUGAGUUGAAUUGGCAUCUUUUGUGUGCUUGGAAUGCUGAGACUACACUCUACAGUUUUAAGUAUUUCUAGAUUUUAGUGUCACGGGUGCUAUAGCACAGUUUUGCUGCUAUAGGAAUCAUUUCUGGUGUAGAUUUUGCAAUGGAACAUUUUUCAACCUAACUUAAUUUCUAUCUCCUUACAAUCGAACUUCAUGCUACUUUUAAGCUUU